AUGGAGAAAGGAAACUCUAAGCCAUCGAUCGCUCUCAUUGUAGGAGUCACUGGCAUGGUGGGUGUAACCUUGACCGAGGCCUUGAAGAUGCCAAUGGCAUUUGGUGGUCCUUGGACAGUCUAUGGUGUGUCACGACGGGCCUUACCCACCUGGUUCCAAUCCUCCCUCCUCGACAAACACAUCAUUUUGGAUACACUGAACGAGGAAAACACUCAUACAACCCUCUCUUCACUCUCCACCCAAAUCACCCAUCUUUUCUGGGUAGCUUUACAUGCCAAUGAAAGCGAAGAACUAAACAUUUCCAGAAACUCAACUAUGCUUUCCAAUGUCCUAAGUGCAUUAACUUCUUCUCCAAACAGAAAGUUGAGUCACGUGACGUUGCAAACAGGCACAAAGCAAUAUGUUGGGCCGAUUACUGACUCAGUCAUUUCAACUCAACUCGUCCCUCAUGAACCACCCUUUAGAGAGGAUUACCCUAGACUACCAUUUCCAAACUUUUACCAUGAUUUGGAAGACAUUAUAUUUUCAAACUCCAAAGCGUUCACCUAUUCUAUACACCGUCCUUCCAUAAUCAUUGGUGCAUCUUCAAGAAGUAGCUAUAAUUUCCUUCUUACGCUCUCCGUUUAUGCACUAGUGUGCAAACACGAAAACUAUCCAUUCAGGUUUUUUGGUAAAAAGUACAAUUGGGGCCACUUUUGCGAAGCAUCUGAUGCUAGACUGAUAGCGGAGCAGCAGAUAUGGGCAACAACGACAAAAUGCGCUAAGAAUCAAGCUUUUAAUUGCACAAACGGUGAUAUGUUUACAUGGAAAAGUAUGUGGAUAGUGCUUUGUGAUGUAUUUGGACUGGAGUUUGUACCGUUCAAUGAGAAAGACAACUUUGAUUGUGUGGACUUCAUGAAAGACAAAGGACAGGUUUGGGAUAGAAUCGUGGAAGAAAAUGGAUUGUACAAGACAAAAAUGGAGGAGAUAACUUGCUUCGGCUUGUUAGAUAAUGUUUUAAAACUAGAUAUUCAAAAUGUUUGUAGCAUGAAUAAGAGUCGAGAAUUUGGGUUUUUUGGGCAUGCAAACACACUUGAAAGCAUUGCUGUGUGGGUUGAGAAAUUGCGACAAAUGAAAAUACUUCCAUAG
Messenger RNA from Lactuca virosa, 1128 nucleotides. NCBI's taxonomy places the organism in Eukaryota, Viridiplantae, Streptophyta, Magnoliopsida, Asterales, Asteraceae. The record is from the annotation of a GenBank genome assembly.